Molecule: messenger RNA, 2252 nt
Organism: Synchiropus splendidus (mandarinfish)
Lineage: Eukaryota; Metazoa; Chordata; Actinopteri; Syngnathiformes; Callionymidae
Gene: pofut4
Product: fucosyltransferase 11 (alpha (1,3) fucosyltransferase)
Exons: 5
Coding region: 144-1577 (477 amino acids)
Cellular component (GO): Golgi membrane
Molecular function (GO): alpha-(1->3)-fucosyltransferase activity
Source: RefSeq, a predicted model, not a curated record
UUCUGAAGAAGACACGCCACAUAGGAGACGGGAGGUUUGUUUACGUUACGUGCAGCUGCGCAGCUCGCUGGACUCGGUGCUUUAGAUGCGGGUUUCUCGGUAGCUGUGCGCGUGGCCUGGAUGUUCCCCGCGCAGUGACCAAGAUGAGGCGCUGCCUGGCUCCGGGGCUGCUGGCCGUCCUGGCCCGGGCCUGGCUCUCCCUCGCCUCCUUCCCUGACGGCCGCCUGGACGCGGCCGACCGAGGCGCUUUCCAGCCACAGAGCGCCUUGGCGGACAUGGACUUCGCCUCCGUCGGCUCCUACCGAGGCCCGGGGAACAGCGACCAGCGCAGCAACAGAGAGCUGCCCAUCCUGCUGUGGUGGAGCGGGGGAUUGUUCCCACAUUUCCCGGGUGACACGGAGCGAAUCGACUGUGCCAAGUCCUCCUGUCUGGCCACCAGCAACCGCAAGGUGCAGCGCUACAGGCGCACUGCCUCCAUCAUCUUCUAUGGAACAGACUUCCGGGCCUAUGAGGCGCCGCUGCCGCGUCUGCGUCACCAGACGUGGGCGCUGUUUCACGAAGAGUCUCCCAUGAACAACUUUGUCCUGUCGCACGCGCCCGGCAUCCGGCUGUUCAACUACACGGCCACCUUCCGCCGGGAGUCGGACUAUCCACUGAGCCUGCAGUGGCUGCCGUCGCUCAGCUACCUGCUGCAGCCCGCCGCCCUGUCGCUGCAGCACAAGAACCAGCUGCGCAGGGAGGGUCUGGCGCCGGUGCUGUACCUGCAGUCGCACUGCGACGUCCCCUCCGACCGAGACCGAUACGUCCGGGAGCUCAUGAAGCACAUCCAGGUGGAUUCUUAUGGGAAGUGUUUGAACAACCGACCUCUCCCUGCUCACCUGGAGGACACGUCCACAGCCACGGGCGAGGAGCAGAGCUUCAUGAGCUUUGUCGCGCGCUACAAGUUCCACCUGGCGCUGGAGAACGCUGUGUGUCCGGACUACAUGACGGAGAAGCUGUGGCGCCCGCUGCACCAGGGCUGCGUGCCCGUGUAUCGGGGCUCCCCGUCCGUGGCCGACUGGAUGCCCAAUGACCACUCCGUCAUCGUCAUCGACGACUUUGCAUCGCCGAAAGCUCUGGCCGAUUUCCUGACCUUCCUGGAUCAGAACGAUGUGGAAUACUCCAGAUAUUUGGAGUUCAAAAACCCAGAGUUGGUCACCAACACGCGGCUGCUGGAGGCCCUGCACAGCCGCGAGUGGGGCGUCAACGACAUGAGCAAACCCAACUACUUGAAUGGAUUCGAGUGUUUUGUUUGCGACCAGGAGAACGAACGACUGGCCAAGGAGCGGCGCCCUCCUCAGGCCAGGAUGGCUAACAACGCUCACAUGGGAUGCCCUCUGCCCACGCCAGGCUUCGGAGACGUGCAGGACUUGCCAUCAGAUGACCCAUGGCUCCACAUUUGGCCGCAGGAUUACUGGCAGAGCCUGGACCAAGCAGAGGGCCUGGAUUCCCUGAUAAGACACAACGAGUCGGACCCUUCGCUCCUGUGGAGACACAUGCAGAAGAUGGCGGUGGCCAGAGCCAGAAGGAAGCCGUGACGCAGGUCCUAGAGGAUGGACAGCGCUGGCGAUGAGGAGGCAGCGACCCAAGCAACAGACGGGAAGACGCUCAGGUUCAGUGUGGCGAACGAUGAGAACAGAAGGACAUCAUUGAACGUCUAAAUGAAAUUCUUGUCAGAAGUAAUGCUAAAACAUUUUCACAUGAUUUGUCCUUUGUUGCAACAAGAGCAAAGUCCUGCAGAUCAUUGGAGCAUGUUGAGUCAGAGCAACUGGAUUGAGCCGAGGAUUCUAAUGCACUUUGCUGCGCGGUGCUAACAUUAUGCAUGUGGUGCAGCGGAGCCCGGUCCUCUUCGCUGAUCUGCCUCUCUAGCUGUGCGAGAGCAGCAGGACAGGAGCCACUUCCUUCCUGUGGCUCUGCACGGAGCUGAUGAUAAUCGCUGAAGACAAAUCUCUCUUGAUGACUGAUUGACACCAAACUAAAUUGUGAUCUGAAUUUGAAUUGUGUCUCUUGAAAAGCCAGAGACUCUCAGCACUGCGCCUUGGACCUGCUGCACAGAUCCUAAUGUUCUGUUCUAAACUGUGUGCAGUUUUUCAAGACUCUUUCUACAGAGUUUGUAUGCUUUUAUUUUGUCAAAUCUGAAGAAGAGUUGUGUAAAAAGUCAUUUUGUAACCAAAGUAUUAAAAGCUUUUGCUGUCAUCCCUCCUCCAUGUGCU